AUGGUUUCUACAGAUAAUCCAAGCGUGAAUAAAGGAGAUCGAUCAAAAAUGUCUAACGCACCCGAGAGAUUCGAGUUGUUCAUUCUCGGAGAUGGGGAGAAAAAAUGUACAGAGGAAGCUGAUACUCGCACUCCUAAUUCCUCAAUCUUCACCUUCAACAAAGAAGACCAUACCAUCGCCAAUGUCCUUCGUGCUCACCUAUUAAAGGAUCCGCACGUUAUCUUCUCCGGUUACAAGAUUCCCCAUCCCCUCUUUUCCAACUUCGAACUCCGCAUCCAGACCGAUGGUGAGAUCACUCCCAAAGAAGCUCUCAUCGCAUGUUGCCGUAACUUGGUUUCCGAGCUUGAGGUAUUCAGCCGCGAGUUCACAAAGGAGUUUGAGCUACGCAAGAUGGUCAGCGGAGACGGCGCAGCUGCUGACAAAUAA
Sclerotinia borealis F-4128 is the source of this 426-nucleotide messenger RNA. Lineage: Eukaryota; Fungi; Ascomycota; Leotiomycetes; Helotiales; Sclerotiniaceae. The record is from the annotation of a GenBank genome assembly.